This is a messenger RNA of Prorocentrum cordatum, 1156 nucleotides long. Lineage: Eukaryota; Dinophyceae; Prorocentrales; Prorocentraceae. The record is from the annotation of a GenBank genome assembly.
AUGGCUCUGCUGGUGGCUGGCAUGAUGUUGCACGGGAUUCUGCCCCGGGCGUGGCGGCUCGCAUUCGGCGAUUGGAAUUCUCCCCAGCACGCCGUUGACGGCGCGCUCGAUGACUACGCAAAGAUGGGCGGCAGCAUCAAGGUACUCGCAGGCGCGGCGAACAACCCCGCCCUCAACUGCAUGGCGGCGUGCAGCGCAUUCAUGUUCCGCCCCGUGACGACGACCAUUGCGACCUUGGCGAGGCACUUCUAUUGGCACGACGCGGAGACCUUCGGCCUGUUCCUGAAGAUCGCGCACGGCGUCAUAUUACUUCUAUCUCGGUGUAUUUGGCGACGCGUUCGUUGUCGAUGCUUCCAGUGGCCGUUCCGCUUAGCUCGCUUGGCGGAUCCCGACCCGACUGUCCGUCGUUCGCGCGCCGAGGACCUCCACGCGCGUUCCGAGUGUUGCUUCGACAAGGGCAUGGGCAUGAAGAUCAGGACUUUCGCCUUGAACGCCGCGGGUUUGGUUGAGAACGGUGCGGCGCUGGCAGCCGUAAGCAUGUGGUCUGAUUCGGCGUUGGCUUGCAACGUGAUCCAGGAGCGGGCGUCCGCUCUUAUUCGUCGGAGUUCGGCCUUGAGGCGCAACGUCGAGAGGCUCAUCAGCAACGGCUUCUUGGCCGCCAUCUUGCCCGAGCACCUCCGCGCCGGCGGGUCCGAUGUGAGGGCGGUUGCCCGCGGCAAGUUGAUUGAGAUGGGCGCGCCGAUCCAGUGCGCGGCGAAGAAGCAGGGCAGGGCAGCGCGCGCGAAGGCUUCAGAUCGACAACUUUCGUUCCCAGCAUGGGCUAACUCCCAGACGAAGGGCGCCAGGUUCGGGUCUCGAGCGGAGUACCGGGCGAAGAUGGCAGAGCUGAAGGCGGAGUGGGCGGAGAACGGCCCCCGAGGCGUCGCCUCUCGGCGCAGGCCGAGGGGCAGGCUGGCGCGGACUUGCGAGGACCGCAUCGGGGGCGUCUUGAUGGACCUGUCCUCGAAGGACGAGCCGAUCCGCACGGACUCGCUCGCGGCCGAGGUUCGCCGCGCCACUUCCAGGGACGCCGACGACGCGAGACCGAUCGGCCUGACAGAGAAUUUGGACCCCGUGCGGCAGAAGUUCCUCUCGGACGCCUACGUCAAGGACUCAG